AUGCUUGCUGUAUCAUCUUUGGCCAGCGGUUAUUGCAAUCUCCGACCCGACUGCGGAAAAGAUUCCGAAGUCUCCCACCUGAUAAAAAAACUUAUAUAUCUCACGCACGAUUGCAACAUCAAGAAUGGUGAUGCCAAAGGAAUUCACUUUGCUCUUCGAGCACUUGGCAACAUUGGUCAUUCCCAGGAGCAAGUCUCUCAUCUCACUCGCUGUUUUACAAAUCAGGAUGCACCAGCAGACAUCAGAAUUGCUGCAAUAGAUGCUUUCCGUCGGAUUCCAUGCGACGCCAAGCGUUCCGAUUUGAUGGGAGUCUUCCGUGAUGAAUCUGAGGAUUCUGAGCUCCGUCUCAACGCGUACAUUGCCCUGAUGAAGUGUCCAAGCCGAAACGUUUUGUCUGAAAAAUUCGGAGAAACCGACCAGUUUUCAGCGACUUCAUAUUUGAGAGUAUUUGGUAACGAACUCCGACAUUGGGACACGUUAAAGUUUCGGGACUUUGGACAGUUGAUAUUUGAUAUCAUCAGAAAGGAUCGAAUCGAAUUUCGAAAGAGUAUGUCACUGCUAGAAAGUGGCGUUAUCAUUCCAACCUGCAUCGGUUUGCCUCUCAACCUGACCAUGACCGCUACUGGAAGUGUUCAUUUAAAUAGAAGCCGAGAUAUUUUUCGCGAUCGAAAUAUUCAUCAUGACUCUCCCUCUCUUCAUCUAUCUAUCUAUCUAUCUAUCUAUCUAUCUAUCUAUCUAUCUAUCUAUCUAUCUAUCUAUUCUGUUCCAGAUCUAUCUAUCUAUCUAUCUAUCUAUCUAUCUAUCUAUCUAUCUAUCUAUCUAUUCUGUUCCAGAUCUAUCUAUCUAUCUAUCUAUCUAUCUAUCUAUCUAUCUAUCUAUCUAUCUAUCUAUCUAUUCCAGUCUGUUCCAGAUCUAUCUAUCUAUCUAUCUAUCUAUCUAUCUAUCUAUCUAUCUAUCUAUCUAUCUAUCUACAGGCUUUAUCUAUCUAUCUAUCUAUCUAUCUAUCUAUCUAUCUAUCUAUCUAUCUAUCUAUCUAUCUAUCUCAGUUUACCCGUAUCUAUGUCAGUCUGUUUAAAUCUAUCUGGUAGACCAUUCAUAUACAUUUACACGUUUGGUCGGAAAUUUUCUGAUCAAUUGACUUUCUCCAGCAAACUUCGCGAUCUCAGCCAAAUGAAUUCGGCUCGCUACUUGGGAAUUGUUGAAUUGUCUAGCAAGAAAAAGGAAUUCAUGAACUUCAAACUCAAUGGUCAUCUGGCCAAAGCUGCUAAUCACGUGGAAACGAAAUUUGAUCUUCAAUACGGCAGUCCCAAAAACAAAGCGAGCAACAUCCUUAAGUUUUCAGCAGUGGUUAACCGGUCUUUGAAGCCUUUUGUACACGCCUACAGUUAUUCAAUGUCCAUUCAACAUCCGGGUCAGGUACCAUUCCGAAUUUUGCCUUUUUUCCCGCUCAUUUCUCAGUCAAACUACCAUUAA
Messenger RNA from Acanthosepion pharaonis, 1473 nucleotides. The record is from the annotation of a GenBank genome assembly. Lineage: Eukaryota; Metazoa; Mollusca; Cephalopoda; Sepiida; Sepiidae.